AUGCCAGAGCCAGCACUCGACACCGAAGAAUUCACUGCCCAGCCGCUGCCGCCAAUCUCGGAGAAUGAUAGGUCAUUGUGGGAUCGUUCGUAUGAUAGCCUAAGAGAGAGGGAUGAAGGGCUGAUAAAGGAGUAUGAGGCGCUCCUGUCGAAAGAACUUCAACCUCAGAGUGAUGCGCCUUCUAUGAACAUAACCGAGUCUGAGAGUUGCAUUGAUAGCACAGAUCACAGACACCGGCAAGAGCAGCUAGAAUUUAUCAUUAAGAAUGGACUAAAGCGAGCAGAGGAAGGGAAAACAACUUUUAAGAUCUUUGGCAAGACAUUCAUACCUCGAGAACAGGCCGCUCAAGCAGCUGAGUUUAUGAAGAGUGUGAAGAUUCUUGUUGAUGAAGCAGUUAAAUCUUCACCCGAAGCCUCUUUAGCUUGGGCUGGGAUUUGCACAGUCCUCCCUAUUCUUAUAAAUCCUUCAACUGCAGAGACCGCUCAACAGGACGGUUUUGUAUACGUCACAGCCCGCAUGCGCUUUUAUGUCGAGCUCGAAUAUCAUUUGUGGCCGGCCAGUCUGGAUAAGGCUGUUAAAUUGAGACAGGAGUUGGAGAACGACCUCCUUGACUUAUACCAGCACAUUCUUGAAUUCCAAAUCAAACUUGUCAUUCACUUAUACAAAACACGGCUGGCAAAAUGGAAGGACGACGUAAUCCACAACAAUACCUGGAAUGGGAUGGUCUCUGAACUUAAGGAGCUAGAGAGCACUUUUGACAGAGAUCUGAAAAAGGUUAAUGAUAUAUCAUCGAGGAUGGAGCUGGAAAAGCUCAACGAAAAUGCAAAGAGAUUUUUCGAAGCGCUGACCUCAAAGCUGCAUGUUUCUCGAGACAAUGCAGAGUCCCGACCACCGAGGGGCUUGAUGUAUGGUGGGUAUGGACACCAAUUCAAUGCCUUUGGGGGCGCAAUGCAAUACAACAAUACAGGGAGCGGCGACCAGUAUGCCGGAGUCAAAAUUUAUGGGUGA
Molecule: messenger RNA, 1008 nt
Organism: Fusarium fujikuroi IMI 58289
Lineage: Eukaryota; Fungi; Ascomycota; Sordariomycetes; Hypocreales; Nectriaceae
Exons: 2
Coding region: 1-1008 (335 amino acids)
Source: RefSeq, a predicted model, not a curated record